Molecule: messenger RNA, 2399 nt
Organism: Nannospalax galili (Upper Galilee mountains blind mole rat)
Lineage: Eukaryota; Metazoa; Chordata; Mammalia; Rodentia; Spalacidae
Gene: Cldn8
Product: claudin 8
Exons: 1
Coding region: 113-790 (225 amino acids)
Biological process (GO): cell adhesion; bicellular tight junction assembly
Cellular component (GO): plasma membrane; bicellular tight junction
Molecular function (GO): structural molecule activity
Source: RefSeq, a predicted model, not a curated record
CUUAUUGAAAACACACUAGGCUCUGAGAUCAUUACUGCAGGAAAACUGUUCUCUCCUGAAGACGAAAAGCCUGCUCCAGAGCAGCCCUACCUCUCAGUGUUCCAAGAGGACCAUGGCCACCUACGUUCUGCAAAUGGCUGGACUGGUUCUUGGUGGUGUUGGCAUGGUGGGCACAGUGGCUGUGACGAUCAUGCCUCAGUGGAGAGUGUCUGCCUUCAUCGAAAGCAACAUUGUGGUUUUUGAGACCCUCUGGGAAGGCCUGUGGAUGAACUGCAUGAGGCAUGCUAACAUCAGGAUGCAGUGCAAGAUCUACGACUCCCUGCUGGCUCUGACUCCAGACCUGCAGGCAUCCAGAGGACUGAUGUGUGCUGCUUCCGUCCUGUCCUUCUUGGCUUUUAUGACGGCUAUCCUCGGCAUGAAGUGCACCAGGUGCACUGGGGACGAUGAGAACGUGAAGAGCCGCAUCCUGCUGACGGCUGGAUUCAUCUUCAUCAUCACUGGCCUGGUGGUGCUCGUCCCUGUGAGCUGGGUUGCCAAUUCCAUCAUCAGAGACUUUUACAACCCGAUAGUGGAUGUUGCCCAAAAGCGUGAGCUCGGGGAAGCCCUCUACAUAGGCUGGACCACGGCGCUGGUGCUGAUUGCUGGAGGAGCGCUGUUCUGCUGCGUUUUUUGUUGCACGGAAAAGGACAGUAGUUACAGAUACUCCGUGCCAUCCCAUCGCACAACUCAAAGGAGUUUCCACAUGGAAAAGAAGUCCCCGAGUAUAUACUCCAAAAGUCAGUAUGUGUAGUUGUGUGUAUCAAGUUUAUCUAUUAAGAGAGGCAAAUUGCUGAACUAUCCACUAUUUCCUGAUGGAAGAACCAGAGAACAUCACUUUGCCAUUCUUAACUGCCUAACUGUCUUUACAGGAAAUAUGCACUGUCUACGAUUCUAUAAAUUGUUUCAAGGGAGGGAGGUAUUGUGCACACUGCUUUGAUUGAUCUAAGAAGUAGUCUUUGGUUCACACAGCUCUUUCUUUUAUCAGUCACUUCAAAAGGCAUAGCUAAAGACUUAGUUUAAGCCGUGAUUUCUCUGUGUCACAGCAUUGUGUAUGUAGAUGGGCAUGACAUUCAUAUUUCACAUAGAGACAAGAUUAUGUGGUUCUAUUUAAAGUGAAGUACGGAUCCAUCACACUGAAUAAACAGAAAUCAGCCAUUGCUUUUCAGGGGAAUCAGGGAAAAGAGUGAAGGGGGCUAGUAUUAAUUGGCUAAGAACAGCUUAAGGAUUAGUGCACUCUAUUUAUAACAAAGGCUGAAAUGAAGGUUUUAAUCAUUAGUGUAAAGGAAACUAAAUGACUUUGCUAUCCUAUUUUGCAGCCUCUAGAAUUUAGAAAUCAUAACUCCUUUAUCCUCCCCGAGAGGCCAUCCUUUCUUUGAACACCAAAUCAAUGUCUUUUAAAAAACUAAUGUUUUGUCAAAAGAUUUUGUUUUAACUCAAACUACUUUUCCAAGGCUUCACUGAGAAGAGAGAUAAAGCUAUGGUGUAAUAAAAUGCAAUAAUUUCUGGAAAAUGAAUUUAUCUUAAUUUUCAUGUUUGGAGAAGGUUGUAGUUUUGAUAUUCAGUCAUAUUUUUAUAUAUGCAUAUAUAUGAGACUAUUCAUGAACUGUUUGAGUAUAGUCUUUGGAAUUUUACCAGUAUAUGAAGGAGAAAAAUAAUAUGCUUUGAUUUUCAUUUUCUUACCAAAAAAUCCUUCCAAACUUGUUUUUUCAGAGCUCUAGCUGCUUCUGGAUCAAAGUUGUCAUUUCAGUUCUAUCAGAGGUGAUUUUCCUGUGUUUACGCUGUUUUUGUUGAGUUGUACUGAAGCACGGCUCUGCUGUAAAUUCCCUCCCAAUCUCCCUCAACUGAUAAUCCACUUUGAAAGUUUGUAUAUAUUGUCUACACAUUAAUGAAAUGACUAUGUGUGUUAUUUGCUUUGUGUAAUUUAUAUUAAUAUAGUACAGCCUUUACAAUUAUAUGGCAUUCUUACUUUUUUUGUUUUAUUACAUUGUAAAAUUUUUUGAAACUUGAUACAUUUUUAGUUUUAAACACAGAGUCUAUGUUCAUCUUUGAGAAUAGUAUAUAACUUAGUACAAACAUGUUAAUUCUAAUUAUUAGAUGUAUACACCAACAUCUGGUGAAAAUACUAUAUUGGUAUUCUUUCAAGUUAGUACUUAGAUUCAACAAAAUGUAUUUGCUGUAACUAUUAUGUAUGCAGGCCAUCAUGUUUUUAAAAAGUUGCUCAUAUAUAUUUCAAUCUCUGAGAAAUGAUAUGAAUUACUAAUAGUGAUGAAUGACUUUGGAAUAUAUAAUAUUUAUGUGAAAUAUAUUGUUAAAUCUUCUGUAAUAUUGAUAAUAUCUUUAUUUCGAUUAAAAAAUGUGAA